GGGGGAAUAGUAUUCAUCGAGUAAAGAAAGAUAAGGCAACGACACGACAUAUGCAUGGAAGUUGAAUUAUUGUUAUGGGGGUACCCAUCGUCGUAUAUAUAGCUACUGCUCCAUUCCAGCCACGAUACAAAUGAAACGGAUCUGCACUCGCCAAGUUGUACGCGUUUUCUCGCGAUCGCGACUGCCUUUCGUUGCGUGUGUGGAGAGAAAAAAAUAAGCAGAGGCUCGUGGCGGGCACACACACGGACACGGGUAGUAUAUAUAUAUACACUACACAGUGUAGCUAGUAUACCUCGCCCACUCCAAAGCGAAGCAGCAAGCGCUGUGACCGACUGUGAUCACACACCACGCGUUCAUGGUCGUCAUGGGCAAGCACGAUGACGAUGAGAAGCAGCAGCAGCAGAUGGAGAUGGAAGACGUACAUGAAGUAGGAGCCGUCGAGGUGCUGCCGCUGGAGAAUGAGGCGGAGGCCGCGCUGGUGCGCAAGAUCUCCGGCCUGGCCGCCGCCAUCGCGAAGCUGCCGUCGCUGAGCCCGUCGCCGGAGGUGAACGCGCUGUUCACGGACCUCGUCACGGCCUGCAUCCCGCGCAGCACCGUGGACGUGGAACGCCUGGGCCCGGAGCUGCAGCGCAUGCGCGCGGGCCUCAUCCGCCGCUGCGCCGACGCCGAGGCCCAGCUGGAGGCGCACUACUCGGACCUGCUGGCGGCCUUGGACAGCCCGCUGGACCACCUGCCGCUCUUCCCCUACUUCGGCAACUACCUGCUGCUGGGCGAGCUGGAGCACGGCCUGCUGGCGCGCCACGUCCCGGGCCCGCCGCCCGCCCGCGUCGCCUUCGUGGGGUCCGGCCCGCUCCCGCUCAGCUCCCUCGUGCUCGCCGCGCGCCACCUCCCCGCCGCCGCCUUCGACAACUACGACAUCUGCGCGGAGGCCAACGGCCGGGCGCGCCGCCUCGUGCGCGCCGACGCCGCGCUCGCCGCGCGCAUGGCGUUCCGCACCUCCGACGUGGCCCACGUCACGCGGGGCCUGGCCACCUACGACGUCGUCUUCCUGGCGGCGCUCGUGGGCGUGGCGGCCGAGGAGAAGGCGCGCGUGGUGGAGCACCUCGGGAGGCACAUGGCGCCCGGCGCCGCGCUGGUGGUGCGCAGCGCGCACGGCGCGCGCGCCUUCCUGUACCCCGUCGUCGACCCAGACGAGAUCCGCCGCGGCGGCUUCGACGUGCUCGCCGUGCACCACCCGGAGGGGGAGGUGAUCAACUCCGUCAUCGUCGCGCGUAAGCCCGUCCCCGUCGCCGGAGUGGGGCACGCGCACGCGCACGCCCACGGGCACGGCGCCGUGCUCAGCCGGCCCUGCUGCCUCUGCUGCGAGAUGGAGGCCCGGACGCACCAGAAGAUGGAGGAGGUGGCCAUGGAGCAGCUGCCGUCCUAGGCAGGC
Molecule: messenger RNA, 1432 nt
Organism: Zea mays
Lineage: Eukaryota; Viridiplantae; Streptophyta; Magnoliopsida; Poales; Poaceae
Product: nicotianamine synthase 3
Exons: 1
Coding region: 356-1426 (356 amino acids)
Biological process (GO): nicotianamine biosynthetic process
Molecular function (GO): nicotianamine synthase activity
Source: RefSeq, marked validated